Molecule: messenger RNA, 782 nt
Organism: Fomitopsis serialis
Lineage: Eukaryota; Fungi; Basidiomycota; Agaricomycetes; Polyporales; Fomitopsidaceae
Exons: 3
Coding region: 101-712 (203 amino acids)
Source: RefSeq, a predicted model, not a curated record
UCUGACUCGCUGUACACCAACACGCUCCAUCCACCGCCGGACGCGUCCGUGCAGUUGCCAGGCCGCGCUCGUCCGAAAUCAACACUCCGGACGCCGGAAGAUGAGCGUACAGAAGAUCUGCAACUUACGAACGCGGCAGAUGAGUAGGGUCGAAGUAAGUCGUGUACAUUCGGAACUCACCCUCGUCGAGAUAGCCCCACAACCUCGCCCGCUGGGCGUGUACCACCUCAUCAGGGCCGUGCGUCCAGCUCGCCGGAACUUGAUCCGUCGUGACUUCGUCGGUUGCACGGCGAUCCGCGAACGCGAGCCAUGCGUCAAUUCACAGGCGGCAUCCGAGUCGAGCACGUCCUCGCGGGCCUGCUCACCGGACGUCGAUACGUCGUGUCUUCACUUGUCCGGCGGAGGCGCGGCGGUCAUUGGCAGGGAGACGGCGUGCGGUCGCAGGGACACUCGCGGGUCUCGAUCCCUGCGUCGCAUGCGGGUGAACAUCGUCGACCCACGGGCUACUCUCCGCAACGGUUCGCAACGCACCGGCCGCGGGAUUCUGGGUGUGCCCAUUGGGGAGACCGAGCGUACGGGAGAGCAACGCGGCAGACGAGUAACAUACCAGUUCGCCGGAAAUCGAUACGUCGUGAUUCCUUCGGUGGGGUUGCACUGCUCGGACGGCGGGGACGUGCGGCUGGAUGUCGCGUCUGCCUGGCCAUUGACAUGAACGUCGAGCGCGCCCUCGUGUUUCUGCUCGCCGGAACUCGAUACGUGGCCGAGGACGGGCAAUGAUUCGC